AUGGCAUCAUCUCCACAGUUUUCUUCUUCUACAGCAUCAUCCUCAAAGUCGUCUUCUCCCACAGCAUUAUUACAGUCUUCUAUAUCAUUCCCACAAUCUUCUCUCAUAUCUUUUUCUCCAAUGCCAAGCUCAAAUCAUUUAAAAAUGGUUAAAGAAGAAUUGAAAACCUUCAAAAAUCCUAGUACAACAUCUUUACGAAUGAUCCUUAAGUACCCUUUGCCUCGUUCGAAACUAGUCGAAGAAGAAUCAGAGAUUGGUGCCAAAAAUCAACUUGAGUCACAGGUACCUAAAAGAAAAAAACGAAAAACUAUGCCCUUUUCUCAACUGCUUACUAGUGAAAUGUCGUUAAAGUUGUUAAAAGACGCAGAGGAAGAUGCUGAAAAAAAGGCUAAUGAGAUAAAACGUAAGAAAGAAAUUGCAGCUCAGAAACGAAUAGAACAGGAGGCUAAAAAGGAACAAGCAGAAAAAGCAAAAAAAGAAAACCAAUUAAUCGAAGAAAAAAAAAAAAAAAAGUCAUUUAGAUAA
Molecule: messenger RNA, 525 nt
Organism: Dentiscutata erythropus
Lineage: Eukaryota; Fungi; Glomeromycota; Glomeromycetes; Diversisporales; Gigasporaceae
Source: the annotation of a GenBank genome assembly